This is a messenger RNA of Phalaenopsis equestris, 971 nucleotides long. RefSeq names its product germin-like protein 2-4. The record is from RefSeq and is a predicted model, not a curated record. Gene Ontology annotation, molecular function: manganese ion binding. The transcript has a single exon. Bases 141 to 872 code for a protein of 243 amino acids. Gene Ontology annotation, cellular component: cell wall. NCBI's taxonomy places the organism in Eukaryota, Viridiplantae, Streptophyta, Magnoliopsida, Asparagales, Orchidaceae.
ACUUUUUGAGGGCGGUGGGCAGCCCAUAACUUAAAUACUGCUUUUCGGCCUUACACUUAGUCGAUGUGAGACUUUUUGUUCGUGACAAGCCGCCAUAGAACAAUACUUUAAUAAAUAAUAUGUAAUUUAGUUUCAUUUUCAUGACUAUUUAUAUUCCUGCUCCCCACACCACUUCCAAAUCCCACAUCAGUCAGCAAAACAUGGUCGGAAACCUAAUCUUCUUCCUCCCGCUGCUGCUCCUCCUCCUCCUCCAUUCCACUUCCUCCGACCCCGAUCCAAUCCAAGACUUCUGCAUCCCCGAUCCCGGCCCAUCCCCAAUUCUCCUCAGCCACCUCUCCACCUACCCUUGCAAAAACCCCUCCAACACCACCUCCGACGACUUCGUCUUCUCCGGCGCUAGAUCUCCAUCCAAAACAUCGCCGGGAACCGGAUUCGCAGGCCUCUCCGUCACCCCUUCUCUCUUUCCCGCACUCAACACCCUCGGGGUGUCGUUCGCUCGCGCAGAUCUCGAGCCCGGCGGCGUGAAUCCGCCUCAUUACCAUCCUCGAGCCACCGAGACAGCGUUGGUGGUCGAGGGGAAGAUCUAUUCUGGAUUUGUGGAUUCCGGCGGAAGGCUAUUUGCGAAGGUGAUUGCGAAGGGUGAGGUGAUGGUGUUUCCCAAGGCGAUGGUUCAUUUUCAGAUGAAUGUUGGGGAUUCGCCGGCGGUGAUAUUCGGGAGUUUUAACGGUGAGAAUCCGGGGGUGGUUAGGGUUCCGGCGACGAUUUUUGGGUCGGGGAUUAAGGAGGUGUUGUUGGAGAAAGCGUUUGGGUUGAGUCGGAAGGAGAUUGAGGGGUUAGAAAGGAGGUUUGGGCAUAAAGAAGUUGAAUUGUGAUAUUUUUGUCUGGUUUUAAGGUCAAAAUUUGUGGUUAGAUUUAUUUCGAGAGAAAAAAAUGUCUUUCAAGUUCUAAAGAUAGGAAUUUUUUUUUGAAAU